GACUGAGGGAGAGGGAGGAGGCUCGCGCAGCAUUAGCGCCUCAGUGCUCGGCUUGUUAGCUUCUAGUUAGAAGAGAAGCGCGCGAGGCCGUUUUGAAGAAUGGCUCAGGACGUGUUUCGAUCCCACGGUUUCACUCGUUAACGUGCCUUUGUUUCUCAGCGGAAGACGGUUUGUUACGAAGUUUGUAAGAAGAACAAAGGAUCAUCCAGCAUCUCUUUGACUUUCAGUAUAACCUGACAAGACAUUUCUGGUAUUUGGAUAAAGCCAGUGAAAGAUCACCUUUUUCUAAUGACACACUAGCGGAGAAAGGGUUCACAAGCAGAUUACACAGAACUCCAGAAAUUUGUUGAAGAUCAAGCUGGCGAGAAUGGGCCGGAAGAAGAUCCAGAUUACCCGCAUCAUGGAUGAGCGAAACAGACAGGUGACCUUCACUAAAAGGAAGUUUGGCCUAAUGAAGAAGGCGUAUGAGCUGAGUGUGCUGUGCGACUGCGAGAUCGCACUCAUUAUCUUCAACAGCUCCAAUAAGCUCUUCCAGUAUGCCAGCACAGACAUGGACAAGGUUUUACUCAAGUACACAGAGUACAACGAGCCUCACGAGAGCCGGACUAACUCAGACAUUGUCGAGGCUCUUAACAAGAAGGAGCAGCGUGGCUCUGAGAGCCCAGAAGUGGACACAUGCUCUUAUGUUCUCACUCCACACACAGAGGAGAAAUACCAGAAAAUUAAUGAAGAGUUCGAUAACAUGAUGCGAAAUCAUAAAAUGCCGGCGGUUUUGUCUCAGCAGAGCUUCUCCAUGCCUCUGACACUGCCAGUCUCUGAGCACGGUGUCCACUCCUACAGCAGCAUGGGAGCUCUGAGUGAGGCCGGCAUGCUGUCUCCAUCCUCCAGCACGCUGCACAGAUCUCCAAACACACGGCUCUCAGCGGGUGUCCACACUUCCUCAGAUCACGCACCCAAUGGUGUGCACUCUGCUUCAGUAGUUAAUGGCUACAUUAGUGCUCAGGGAGAGAACAGCAUGGGCAGAGGACCGACAAUUAAAUCUGCAGCACCCCCUACAGGAAACCUUACAGGCAUAGGACAUAAGCCUGAGCUCCGAGUGCUCAUUCCACAGUCCUGUAAAUUAUCACCAUCUCUGCGGAUAAACAGCCCACCGUCCAGCCAAUCACUGAGCACACAGGUGGUGUCCAUGGCAACACCCAGUAUGCACUCGCAGGGCCUCCCAUACCCUGCUAUGACAUCAGCAUACAGCUCAGAUUAUGGCUUAAACAGCUCAGAACUCGGUAACCUACGUGGCUUCAGCAUGUCAGACAGCCUGACUUUGGCUUCAGGGUCACCAUGGCAACAUACUCAGUCAGCAGUUAUUUCUCAGGGAGUCUCUCGCUCCUUAUCCCAUGUCACUGAGCCGUCCUGCAGAUCUUCUCCAGUCAUGGAUAUAAAAGCUGAACCUGUCUCUCCCCCGAUGGCCUUCCUUUCUGCCCCUCCCUCCUCCUCUCUCCACUCUCCAGCUGAUAGCCUUGCCUCCUCCUGCAGCUCAUACGAUGGGAGUGAACGAGAGGAGCAGCGCAGAGAUGCCCAAUCUAAUGUGCCCACCCCCUGCCAGGGCAGUGGCCCACCAGAGGGCAUCAGGUGUCCAUCACUUAAACGGCUGCGCACAGAGAGCUGGGUGACCUAGCAUUCGGAUUAGGAUUUGGCUGUUUGAAGGAAAGUAAGCAGGGAGCAAAUCGUUUGGUCACUAUUUAUUGCAAAUAACAGUAUUGCCUUUGUCCCUUUUUAGUAUAUGUAGCAAAAACUAUAGGGACAUAGGACACAGGAAGGAAAGUGUCUUGAAGGAAAAAUCUUCUUACAGGGUUGUACAGGGAUGACUUGUGAUCAAGUCAUACCUUCUUAUCAGCAGAAAAUGAAAUUAGUGAAAAGCCUGUAGGUUGUUUUUUUCAAUCAGGGAAUGAAGUUUAGCUUUUAAUGAGAUUUGUAGUAUGAAAUCAAGCCAAAAGUGUUUGAUAUUUGUAAAUGUGUCUACAAUAUUCUUUAAGGGUCUUCAAACUGAAGCAUGAACAUGAGCCAACAAUUGCCUGCUUCAAAAUAUACUACAUAAUGCUCUGGGCCUAGAUUAUUUGCAAAGGGUGUUUUUGUUCUUUUUUUUUUCUCAUGCUAGCAUAUGCAAACAAACAUGAGCAUUAUUAAAAUUCAUUGUUCUUUAAACUUAAUAA
This is a messenger RNA of Tachysurus vachellii, 2207 nucleotides long. Its product is annotated as myocyte-specific enhancer factor 2A-like. The transcript is spliced from 11 exons. Gene Ontology annotation, molecular function: DNA-binding transcription factor activity, RNA polymerase II-specific; histone deacetylase binding; RNA polymerase II cis-regulatory region sequence-specific DNA binding. The record is from RefSeq and is a predicted model, not a curated record. Bases 368 to 1672 code for a protein of 434 amino acids. Lineage: Eukaryota; Metazoa; Chordata; Actinopteri; Siluriformes; Bagridae. Gene Ontology annotation, biological process: positive regulation of transcription by RNA polymerase II; cell differentiation.